CAUGCAUACAAACACACAAACACCACUUCAAAAAAAUCCCAAAAUUUUCCUUCGUUCUUCCCAAUUCGUAAAUCGUAACACUCACCUCCAAUACUCACAUGGAACUCUCUCUUUACCCCAAUAAGCCAUCUCUUCUUACCCCUUCUUUGUCCUCCAUUACCACUUCAAAAAAGGGAUCGCCCCAUAAAAUUAGGAUUGCAUUCUCAUGUAAUUGCUCAUCAUCUUCGUCAGAAGCUUCUGUCACUACAGAUGCACCAUUUUUUCAAAUCGACGGGAGGAGAGCGUUCAUGAAUUGUUUUCUUGCUGCAGCUGCUGGUUUUUGUGUCACUGGUGUAGCUGAUGCUGUUAGUACAAGUAGAAGAGCUCUUAAGGGAGCAAAAGUGCCUGAGAGUGAAUACACAACCCUUUCCAAUGGGCUAAAGUACUACGAUUUGAAGGUUGGAAAUGGUGUUGAAGCUGUGAAGGGAUCUCGGGUUGCAGUACACUAUGUUGCUAAAUGGAGAAACAUCACUUUUAUGACAAGCAGACAAGGGAUGGGUGUUGGUGGUGGAACGCCUUAUGGGUUUGAUGUCGGUGAAUCAGAAAGAGGAAAUGUCCUUAAAGGGUUAGAUUUAGGUGUCCAAGGCAUGCGAGUAGGAGGACAGCGACUGCUGAUUGUACCCCCGGAACUUGCUUAUGGAAGCAAAGGUGUGCAAGAAAUUCCUCCAAAUGCAACCAUUGAGAUAGAUAUUGAAUUAUUGUCCAUCAAACAAAGUCCAUUUGGGACUCCUGUCAAAAUAGUUGAAGGGUUCUUGGACUACCAUUACUUUUCUACUACGUGGCAUAUUUUUUGUGAUAGUAGAUCUUGUACAUUGAUGUUUCAUGGAAGGGUCAAUCGGCUAAUGAAAGUCAAUGAAUGA
Molecule: messenger RNA, 899 nt
Organism: Lactuca virosa
Lineage: Eukaryota; Viridiplantae; Streptophyta; Magnoliopsida; Asterales; Asteraceae
Source: the annotation of a GenBank genome assembly